UGUUUGUUUAUUUUGCUGGGCAAAAUAUCGAAAGGAAGUGUGUAAAGUCGUAUUCAUAAUCAACUAGAUUUUAUUAAAUACCAGCUCAGAAUAGAAACCUAGAUAGUGAAUUUGUUAUUAUUGAGAAAAGAAUUCCCAAAAAGUAACAAUGGAAAGAGCUCAAGCGUUUAUGGAGAACUUCAUAGGUAACUGGAAUGGAGACUUCCCAAACUAUCCGCUGACGGCUGAGGACCUGAAGAAGCCUCAUGCAGUGAUGGGAGCCUUGCUACAAGUGCUUGACAGACUGGGUAUUGAUACAGAUGUAGUUCUUGCUCCACCUCCAAAAGAAGACCGCAAUGAAAACACAAUAUACUACUGGGACCUGCUUCCCGUAAUCAACAUGACUAGAGUCAUAAACCACCUCGUCUCCGUAAUGCCACAAGUAGAGGCUACGAUCAGCAUCGUACAUUUCCUCCAACCUACGGCUACUACGUCACACUCCAUACUGCUGUUGCUGUUCAAUCUGAUGGUGUUUAAUGAGGAGAAGAUGAGGAAUAUUGCUCCGUAUGAAGAGGAGCUGUUUGCGAAGACUGGUGAGGUAAAAGCUUUAGAGGAAAAGAAGAAUAGACUGCUGGAAAUGCUAAAUGAACAAGCUGAAGAAAAAGGAAAACGAGCUGGAAGGCUGGAAAAGCUUGACCAUGACAUUAAAGUGUUUGAAGAAGAAUUGAAACAAGAGAAAGAGAUACAUGAUGAAGAGAAACUGGAGUUGGAAGCUAUACAGAAGGAGAACAAGCAGACUGAGAUGAUUAUAGAACAAAAGAAGAGUCAUAGAGAUGCGCUGAUGGCUGAAGUAGCUAGGAAAAGAGCACUUAGAGUGUACGACGCUGACGACAUCAAGGCCCAAGCAGAACAAGCGACACAGAACCUUCAAGAGUUGGAAGAGAAACUGGACUCCCUCCGAGCUAUCCUGAUGCAGAAGGAGAACAGCCUCAAGAACCUGCAAACCAUCAAACCUAACUUGGACUCUGCAAACAAUUUGUUGCACGAGAUCAUGAAGCUUUCUGAUAGUUUGAAGGACUUUGAGAACGGAGACUUAGACACAGACAGUAAGGAGGGCGAGCUAGAUGUGCUGAACACGGAGCUGGGCGAGCUGCAGGCACAACUGUCCGAGCUGCAGGCUGCGCGGGACGACGCGGCCAGGAAGAGGGCGGAGAGCCAGGCCAAGAGGCAGCAGGAGAGGACUGUGGCGCAUAGUUCGUUAAGAGAGGCUGAAGAAAAAGACAAGAAGCUUCGAGAGCGAUCAAAGAAGGCCCUGCAAAGGACAGAGGAAAUCAAGGAGUUGACUACUAAGUAUGAAAAUGAGAAGACUGCCGGGAUCGAGCAGUUGGCGACUAUUAAGAAUAAUUUCUGUACUGAGCUCAAAACCAUGGAAGAAUUAUUGUUAAAGAAAGUUGUGGAAGCUGAGAAGAAGGUUGAAGAAAAAUUAAAGAAUAGACAUGUAUGAAGCCUUUAAAACUAAAAGCUAGUUACUCAAAAUAGGAUUAAAACAGUUUUAUAAAGAAAAAAACAAUUAAUUAUAUUUAAAUACUAGCUACUUCCGCGCGGUUUCACCCGCUUUGCUCGGCUCCUAUUGGUCAUAGCGCGAUGUUUUAUAGCCUAUAGCCUUCCUCGAUAAAUUGACUAUCCAACACAAAAAUAAUUAUUCAAAUCGGACCAGUAGUUCCGGAGAUUAGCGCUUUCAAACAAACAAACAAACUCUUCAGCUUUAUAAUAUUAGUAUAGAUUAAUUAAUUUGUAGACAUUCUGGUAAUGCAUUCAUUAUUUAACCAAAAAGUAAUAAUUUAUUUCUGUGUCAUAGACAACUUGUGUCUGUUCAUAAAUACUUAUAUUCUAAAAUGUUUUU
Molecule: messenger RNA, 1882 nt
Organism: Spodoptera frugiperda (fall armyworm)
Lineage: Eukaryota; Metazoa; Arthropoda; Insecta; Lepidoptera; Noctuidae
Exons: 9
Coding region: 149-1483 (444 amino acids)
Source: RefSeq, a predicted model, not a curated record